Molecule: messenger RNA, 1858 nt
Organism: Mycena citricolor
Lineage: Eukaryota; Fungi; Basidiomycota; Agaricomycetes; Agaricales; Mycenaceae
Source: the annotation of a GenBank genome assembly
UAUACCACUACAUAUGUGAUGGCAUAAUAAGUAAUAUGCGAUAAUCGAUACAGGACAGCAGGAUAACAAUGGCAGGACGAACGAGAGCAUUUCGAUAGACAGCAUUCAGCUAAAUUGGUACCGCGAGACGUCCCUGGCUCUCGAAAAGCGCGAGCUCUCGGUUGGUAGGCCGCGAAAUCGGGGGCUGCUGCGUACGUGGAAACGGGGCAAAAGUGUCAUGGGGCGCAGGAUAACCCAGUGACAGCGGAGCUCCCUCGCUCAGGGAGAAGGCCGUCGUCUCCCCUGCGGAGCCGAUGGCCGCCACAAAGGGCUGUGCUCCUUGGACAGCAGCAUGCAGUGCCACGGCUUGCGUCGCCUUGUCUGAUAAUCACGGAAUCAAAACAUACCCGGGACGAUCACGCGAUGACGUACACUGACUGCGCCCCCAGCUGAGUCUGAUCCGGCUGCCCUCGACGACCAACCCGUGCAUGUGGUCGAUCGCUCUGACCGCAUCGGUCUUGCGGACAAACUGCACGAAUCCACAGUGCUUCCCGGCUGGGAUCCGGACCUGCAUGGAGGACUCGCUUGUCAGCAAUGAGACACGCGCAGGAGAGAGCAACGCCACCCACAUAGUGGAUCUCGCCGAAUUGGGCGAACAGAGCCCGGAGAGCGUCCUCUCGGAUCAAGGAGCUCAGCCCACCAACGAAUACAGUGGUGUUGUAAGGAUCCAUUUGAGGCUGUUCGAAAUCAAGCCGGAUUCCCGAGAUGCUGCGGGCCUGCUCCCAUUCUUGGUUCCAAGCUCGCCCGCCGAUGUCGCGAUUGGAAGGUUGCAAGGGGCCGGCAGUGUUUCGAUGUGCACCGGGAACACGCGCUGUGGGGGCUGGAAACAACGGCUUCGUGGUGGCAAGAGCAAUGCGCACUGGCAAUCACGCAUCAGCAUGUGCUCGGGGGCAUCGAGGGCUCGACUCACUCGGACGCGACAAGCAGUACAUCCCCUGCAUCUCGACCAGCGCACGUUGCUGAUCAGCCUCUUCGGCGAAUCUGACGAACCCGAAUCCGCGACUGAUCCCCGUUUCCGCAUCGACCAUCACUUUGGCACUCUUGCAGCUCGGGAACGGCCGCACGAGUCUAGGCGGUCUAUCGAUGCGGAGACCGAGUCGUGGAUCUUGAAAUACCUGUGCGAAACAAUCUCGUCAUCAGCUGUGCCUAUUUCAAAGACUGUCAUCUUACCGCAAGCUAUAUUCGCGCUGCGGCUCUUGCGGCGCCACGUCCCGAGAAACCUCCGGCCCAGGAGGCCAGGAACCACGACGCACAGCGACCGGAGCCUGGCCGUCACUGUUCUCGGCAUUCAGAGUCUCGAUUGAAGACAGGUUCCGCCGGUGCGACUGGCCAGCGAGUCCAGACGAAAUUGAUGAUGGCGGCAAGCGGAUUGGGAGACUGCCCGAAGGCGUGAUCCAAUUGUAACUCAAGGGCAAUGCGAACGAGGAGAGGCGAGAAUCAGCCAUGGGAGACGGUUUCUGGGCGGCGAGAGUCACUGUUAUAGGCACGGUGAGGGGAGACACGGAGGAUGAGGAGAGGCGAGGAGCAAGAUGUCAAGAGCACAAUGGGGGGCCACAGCCUUGCUUAGAGUCAUUUGCGGGGAGAACAAGUCAAGUCAGCUUGGAUCUGCCGAUAACAAUGGUCGAGAUGAAACUUGGCAGCGUUGUCGUUCACGAGGACGUAUCAUCAAGGUGAAGAGUGCACUUCUUUGACUCAGUUGUGCGUACAACGGUGCACCCGAUGAUCGCGGAGGUCAGAAUGAUUGAGCUUUCAAGAGUGAUUCAAAGUGUGGAACCUUCACAGAAUCGACGGCUCGGGGCAGCUAGUUGGCGAGAGCACG